Peromyscus californicus insignis is the source of this 1869-nucleotide messenger RNA. RefSeq names its product ankyrin repeat domain-containing protein 7-like. Gene Ontology annotation, molecular function: protein binding. Lineage: Eukaryota; Metazoa; Chordata; Mammalia; Rodentia; Cricetidae. The coding region runs from base 292 to 1512 and encodes 406 amino acids. The record is from RefSeq and is a predicted model, not a curated record. The transcript has 13 exons.
UCCCUGGCACGAGCCUGGGCACCAGCUUGCUUGCGUUUAUCAGCGUUGCUUGGCGACCACGUUGCCAACUGCGUCUGCUACUAAGCCAGCACAGAGCUUCCCUACUGAGACAUUGUGGCAAGACUUGGCUCUGAGUUUCCUUCCAUAUUCAAACAUUUAGGAGCUGGCUUAUUAUAAACCUUGGUUCUGGGUUUGGGAGAGGCCAUCUUGGCGUAGUCUCUUAUUUUGGGUUGGGGAUGCAGGAGAAGCUUAGCGGUAAAGAAGGGGCCUGUGAAGCAGACAACAUUUACCAUGGAGAUAUUCUUUCCCAAAAAGGAAAGGACGCCCCUGGGAUUCUGUGAUGGCCUGGAUAAGAUCUUCAUGGGCUUUGGGAACGAGGACGAGAGAGGCUGUGAGCCGCCCAAAUACCACACCAGCUAUGCACCUUAUUAUCCUAUCCACAAGGCUGCAAGCAUGGGCGACAUAGACACUGUGAAGAACUUCGUCAAACGGGGAGUUUUAGUCAUGGAACAAAUAGAUUGGAAGUACAGAACUGCCCUGCAUUUUGCCUGUGUCUAUGGCCAUCCAGAGGUGGUGGCUUUCCUGGUGGAGAACAGCUGUGAGAUUAGUCCAAAGGACAUUAAAGAUGCCACACCUCUAAUUAAGGCUGCACAAUGCAGACAGACAGAAUGCCUUGAUAUUCUGCUGAAGUAUGGUGCUGAUCCAGAUGUUAUCGACUGUCGUGGCAACACCGCUCUGCACUAUGCUGUCUACAACGGGGAUAUCAAAACAGCCGCAAAGCUGCUCAAAUACAGGGCAAACAUGGAAGCAGUAAAUGAGAACAAGAUCACACCACUUUUGCUUGCUCUGAAACAAAACAAGGAGAAGAUGGCAGAAUUCUUAAUCAACAAGGGAGCCAACACAAAAACAUGUGACUUUCUGGGAAGAAGCACCCUUAUGUAUGCUGUAAGGUGUGGGUCAGAACUUAUCAUCAAGCUUCUUCUUCAAAGAGGUAUAGAUACCUUUAAGCAAGAUGCCUUUGGAUGGACAGCUAAACGUUAUGCUGUUGAAAGUAAAAGCAAAGUUAGGACACUACUUAUUGACUAUGAUGAAGAGGAACUGAGACAAACAUGUUUAGAGAUCAUGAAGAAAGAUGCUUGCUCAACGCCUUUCCGGCCUGCCUCGGAAGUGAAAGAGUCUCUUCAAAGUGAAGGAGUGGAAAAGACAGAGGCAAAACCAUCAAAGUCAGGGAACACUGAGAAGGAUGCACGCUCAAUGCCUACCACAGAAGUGGAGGAUUCUCCUCAAAGCGAAGCAAUGGAAAAGGCAGAGGCAAGACCGUCCAAAUUAGAACCAGGCUUACGAGUGUCCUCAGAGAAAAAGUCAAAAAAAUGUGAUCACAAAGAAAGUAACCGGCCAUUGAAAUUUUUCGAGAGGGUUUUUCGGGAUAGUCAUUCCUCCGGGACUCGAGAAGAGAAAAGCAAAGACAUCACAAAAGGAAGAGUUCUAGAGGACCCAGUACCCACACAGUGAGCCAUCAUGGGCACCGGACAUGCAUGUGCUGCACAUUUAUUGUAUACAUAAAGUAAAAUAAAUAAAUAAAUCUAAAGCAAACCUUUGAAGUUAUUUGUCAGAAAUAUUUGUGUAAAUUUGAAUAAAGGAAAGAAUAUUUUAUGAACUCUUACUCUGAAACAGUAUAUCCACUCUUUUCAAUUUGGAAACAUCACCCUCAAAAAUGAAUUCUACAUUUCAUUCAACCGAUAAGAAAACACUGUUCUUCCUAAAUUAAAGGAUGACUUGGAAAUCUGUCUAGUCAACUCCGUCAUUUACCUGUUGGAACCAUUUUUUCCUCUUAUUGUAGAUCACAAGUCUCUCCAUCAGCCAGAAUGU